AUCUAUUUAAGGUCAGGAGGAGGAGGGUCAUCGUCGUUAUUCUCCAUGUGAUCUGCUGAUGUGCGUAGGAUGUUUUCCAAACAAAAUCGUAUGAUUCAGUAUCAGUGAAAAAAAAUAGGCAUGUUUGUUAGAUUUUCACUGUAUUUAAGCCAGCAUCUUGAGCACAGUUAUCAUCAGUGAUCUCACGUUUAACCAUCUGCACAGAUCUCCGAAGAUACAAAAUGAGUAACCAAAAAGUAAUCGAUGCCAUGUCUGACGAAUUUGUUAGAAGAAUAGAAAUGAACGUGCUAAGUUCAAAAAAAAGAUUUCAAAAAAUCCACUACACGAAACCCAACAAACGAAUACGACCAACGACUAUUUCUAAGAGACAGUACAACAACAACAACAACAACAACAACAACACUCACUCAGGAACUCAGUUCUGUGACAAUUGUGGACAUUACUUUUGUUUUUGUAGAGAAUCGGUGGCAAAGCAUUCAAUAGGACAAACGGCAUCAGAUCAGCAACAACAACAACAACAACAACAACAACAACAAAGGACGACUAGAAAGGAUGUCUGA
Acanthoscelides obtectus is the source of this 560-nucleotide messenger RNA. The record is from the annotation of a GenBank genome assembly. NCBI's taxonomy places the organism in Eukaryota, Metazoa, Arthropoda, Insecta, Coleoptera, Chrysomelidae.